CUUUGCCUUCGUAUAGUGGCGCUGCUCGAACUGAUUAAUACUGUUGAAUGGGUAAGCCUAAAGAAGAUGAACCAGUGUCAUUCACAGACACAAACGCCGAAACAGCCGCCGGAAACAACAAAGCGACCGGGUCGGCAAUGAUGGACUUAAUUACCGGAUUACAAAAAAAGCAAGAGGCUGAAAGGGAGGCUGGUGGUGGUAGCUCGACGUCCGCAUCAACAUCUACAAGUAGAAAGAAGAAAAAGAAGAAGAAGAAGACUAAGUACAAGAGAAAGAGAAGAAAGGAUCGUUACGAAUCUCAGAAUUACCUUUUGCGGAUAGAAGGAGUUCUUUGCUGUGCAUCUUUAGUGGUCGCAUUUAUAUUCGUUGUGGCGUUGUUUAUAGUAUUCCUUAUUUGUGGAAUAUGGAGUAAAUUCGACUUCUCAGCCACUACAGAAUCAGUCAAAGAAUAGGAAUCUGUAACGAU
Messenger RNA from Cylicocyclus nassatus, 466 nucleotides. The record is from the annotation of a GenBank genome assembly. Lineage: Eukaryota; Metazoa; Nematoda; Chromadorea; Rhabditida; Strongylidae.